Messenger RNA from Suillus subaureus, 570 nucleotides. RefSeq lists its product as uncharacterized. NCBI's taxonomy places the organism in Eukaryota, Fungi, Basidiomycota, Agaricomycetes, Boletales, Suillaceae. Bases 1 to 570 code for a protein of 189 amino acids. The record is from RefSeq and is a predicted model, not a curated record. The transcript is spliced from 2 exons.
AUGUUUCCACAAGGAAUAUGGUAUCCAACUCUCCCUCUCCUCUAUACACCCAGUGUACUUCUAGCCAAACUGUCUUCUCGCAUUCACAAUAGUUUCCAGAAACCACUGUCCAUGGGCAUUGAGGAUGUCACCAGCUCAAUACCCCUCAAUGCCCAAUGGCGUCUCUUGUUCCUAGUGCAAACCACGACCAAGAUCAAGGUUUGGGGCAAGACUGUUGGAAUUCCAGACCUGUUUUUAGAAUUCCAAGACACCAAUGGUGAUGUGAAGGCAUUCUGGGUCAUCAAAGUCACCUUCACACAGACCAACAAAGACAUUAUGACAAAAAUCCAGGGUUACAUGAAAAAAUGCAAGGAUCUUGUCUCAGUGACCAUCAUUGAUGCCUGCAAGUUACACCCUUACCAAAAACCCAAGGACACAUUGGCAGUGGCAGCGUGGGCCCAGGAGAGAGAUGUGCUCACAUUUAUGGAAUGGUGCAAUGAUGAUGACAUUCCAGCCUAUGGGCCAGUCAUGUCCAAUGUCCCAUAUCAGUGGGCCUCACCAUUGACAAUCACAAUUAAGAUAUGGGUAUGA